Molecule: messenger RNA, 2833 nt
Organism: Contarinia nasturtii (swede midge)
Lineage: Eukaryota; Metazoa; Arthropoda; Insecta; Diptera; Cecidomyiidae
Gene: mio
Product: GATOR complex protein MIOS
Exons: 7
Coding region: 135-2690 (851 amino acids)
Biological process (GO): cellular response to amino acid starvation; positive regulation of TORC1 signaling
Cellular component (GO): cytoplasm
Molecular function (GO): protein binding
Source: RefSeq, a predicted model, not a curated record
UUUAAAUAUAUGAUAACAAAUGUGACUGAAACUGACAAAACAAUAAUAUUUGUAGUAAAAUAUGUGCAUUUUCCUUCAUAUCCAUCGAGAAUAAAAGUGUAAAUUGUUGUGUUAUUGUUUCAAUUCAUGAUAAAAUGAGCGGAACUCCAGUUGAAAUUCAUUGGUUUCCACGGCAUUCAAAUCGUUUUGUGACGUGGGGUUCUGAAAUAAAUUUGUACCAAGUUAAAAAUACGGACGAUGUUGACCAUCGUGUAUCAACAAACAUAAAUUUGGAUAUAUCUCUGGCGACAACAGCAACGCUAUUGGCAUCAGAGACAAGAUAUCAAUACAUUCGGUGUGUUGCACCAUCAUUUCGAAGUUCGGGUGAUUUAUUAUUGGCAGUCGGUUUGGCAAAUGGGAAAGUUGGACUGUCUAAUUUUGUCUCAUCAAAUGAGAACAACAUUGAAUUCACUCCAAAACAGUCACGACCAACUGUCUGUUUGUCGUGGCAUGAAAGCGAAACAAAUCUUCUGGCAAUUGGUCAUGAUAGAAAUCGAUCUGAUCAUUGCAUAACAGUUUGGGACACCGAACGUGGUGUUCCAAAAGAAAAAUCAGUUUUACAUUUUAUUGGAUUGUCGGAUACAGCGCAUUCUCUUUGCUGGGAUAAAACGGGUCGCAUUUUAUUUGCUGGAAUGAGCCAUAAAUACAUGAAAAUGAUGGAUUUGAGACAAAACUCACCCACAGUUAACGUAUGUAAUACACGGGCCCUACAUGGUUUGACGAUUUCCGCAAAUGGUCGCCUGCUAGCCGGUUUCGUCGAUAAUUCAAUCAGCUUAUGGGACAUUCGAAGAAUUGAAAAGCCAAUUUCAGUUGCAAACACUGAAAAAAAUAUCAGCGAUAUAAGUUGGUGUCCAUCACGUAAUUCCACAUUAGCAACACUUCAACGUGAUUCACCAUUCGUUCAUUUGUUUGAUUUUCAUUGUUCAUCGCCCAAUGAAAGUGUGACUGAUGUUGUAACGCAUUCAAUUAAACGAAUCGUUUCACCGUUCCAAAAGAAAAUUAGUGCUGCACCAAGAAAUAUUACCCUUAGCAAUAUAUCAUGGCAUCCAUAUCAGGAACGUUUGCUUGCACUAUCUGGCUCGGGAAUUAUUUGUGAUUUUAAAAUACCUCAGCGCAUUGCUAUAUCAAUUGAUGCACUGAACAAUUUAUGCGGAGCCAUUGGAUCACAGUUGAACUGCUUGAAUACACCGUCACCACCAUCGACUCCAUGUGAAUCGGCCAAUCCAUGGGUCGAAAACUCAAACAGCACCGAUCAUAUAUCGUCUGCUGGAUUUCCCGAAGAUAUUGUCGAAGUCAUGCAUCGCAGAGCAUGCAAUGAUUAUGGAUUGAUUCAGUCUGAUAUUCAAAAAAAUGGUGAUUUGGCAAAUAGUGAAGCCUUGAAGUCGGUAUGGGAAAUGUUAGCGCGGAUUAAACAAGAGGAUUGUGGUCUUGGGUUGAAAGACAUUAUUGGCAUAAGCGAAACAGUUCUAUUAUCUUGGCAAGACUUCCCCAAUGGACUACCGAUGAAAGGAUAUAAGAGCGACCAACGUGAUUUCUGUCGACAUUUAAGCGGGUGGACAUUCGAUCGCAGUACCAAAGAUAGUUUUCUUCAGUUCAUCGAUGGACUGUGCGCUAAACAGGAAUAUACCCGUGCUGCGAUGAUUGCAGUUUUUCAACUGAAAAUUCGACUUGCAAUCGAUAUAUUGAGCAAAGGAGCCGAUAAUACAUUGGAAUCGAGUAAUUUGCGAAUGGCAGCGAUCGCAUUGGCUGGAUUCAGUUUUGAAAAGAGUGCAAUUUGGAGAUCUCAGUGUGCCACAGCACAAACUCAAAUUAGUUGCCCUCAUUUAAGGGCAUUAUUUGCAUUUUUAACGCCAGAAAAUGGAUCGUACGAAAAAGUGUUGAAUGAAAAUCGUUUGUCAAUCGCUGAUCGCAUGGCAUUUGCAUGUCAAUAUUUAUCGGACAGUAAAUUAUCCGACUAUAUAAAAACAAUGAUACAAACAUGUAUAAAAACACGCGAUUUGCAUGGACUUUUACUAACUGGGGCAACGCCGGAAGGCAUCAAAUUGCUUCAAAGCUAUUUAGAUGGAACCGAUGAUGUCCAAACGGUUGCAUUGAUUUGCAUAAAAUUUUUGCCAAAAGAUUUGCUCGAAACUUAUGAUGUGCAAUAUUGGAUUCAGUCGUACCGCGAACUACUUGACAUAUGGCGUCUAUUCGAGACACGCGCACAUUUUGAUAUCAUGCUAAGUCAAAUGAAUACUUCACCAAAACAUUCAAAGUCUGUGUAUCUAUCUUGUUCAUUUUGCGGGAAAAAUGUUUCGGCUUCUAUGUAUGAUGAGACAAGAGUCCGCUCACCAUCGUCAAAUAUUAAUAAGUUGUCCUCAUGCCCAAGUUGCCGUAAGCCGCUACCACGCUGCAGCAUCUGUCUUUUACAUAUGGGAACAACGAACGGCGCAUCAUUUCAGAAUAAAUCGGGUUCGGGGUGGCUCAGUAAGCCCUUUAGCAAAUGGUUUGCUUGGUGCCAGUCGUGCAGUCACGGAGGUCAUUCCGAACACCUUACAUCUUGGUUCAGCACACAUGCUGAAUGCCCAGUGGCUUCAUGUUCGUGCAAAUGCUUUGGACUGGACUUUCCACUUCUGCCACUUAAUGGAAUCGCUGGCGAAACUACUUACUAGAAGUUACUACACAAAUUCAUUAAUGAAACUUGGUGCUUAAUUCAUAUAGAAAAAAACGAUUCUUUUAUUGUUGUCACUGUUUCGUUUGAUUUCAUUCUGUUUUUUUUUUCUUCAUCAUAUGAAAUUCAGGACAGAAAAUGAAU